This is a messenger RNA of Echinococcus granulosus, 1293 nucleotides long. RefSeq names its product Leucine-rich repeat flightless-interacting protein 2. Bases 1 to 1293 code for a protein of 430 amino acids. The record is from RefSeq and is a predicted model, not a curated record. Gene Ontology annotation, biological process: regulation of DNA-templated transcription. NCBI's taxonomy places the organism in Eukaryota, Metazoa, Platyhelminthes, Cestoda, Cyclophyllidea, Taeniidae. The transcript is spliced from 8 exons.
AUGCAUAACACAAGAACCGGAAUAUCAGAUAUGGUUCGAACGGCACAGGAGGGCGAAAUAAAGAGGGCCGCAACUCUGAAAAUGUCUGCUGAGGCUAGGCUACUGCGCCACCAAGAACUGGAGCGUAUUAGAAAGCAAGAGGAAGAAGAGUAUACGGAUGACUCAAAUCAUGUCCGAGGUCACAAUGGAUCCCAGACCUCCUCAUCGCGGUACAGCAGUCGUCACUCGUCAAUUGAACCCUCCUACACCUCCAGCGCCUAUGGCAACGACCCACGGGAGCUGAAGCGCCUUCUUUUGCAGUUGGAAGAGAAGUACAAGGAGGUUCUCGUGAUCAACGCUCAGCUGGACUGUGAGAAGCAGUUUCUUACCUAUUCUGUGGACUUGCUGAAGGAUAAAUUGGAGGACGCCACUGAAUCCAAUCAACAUAAUCAAAAAUGUGCUGCGGACAGGAAAAAGGAGUUGGCCUACCAACGAAUGCAGUUGGUGGAGCUGAACCAUCAAUUAGAGGUAGCGCGGCAACAGAUAGCGAUUCGGGAUGAGCUCAUCGCAGAGCGCGGUCUGGUGCUGGUGAGUGCGGAUGGCAGCGAGGGCAGAGCUGGGAUGGCCAACGGAGACAGAGAACAGUCUCUCCUCAAUGGAGCUGCUGUUUCUGAAAUCUCCCACCCCUCUGUCACCCUCCAACCAUCGCUCCAAGCCCUUUCCUCUAAUGCUGCUCCACUCACCGCCUCCGCCUCCUCUUACACCAUCCUUUCCAAGUCGAAUGCAGAGGCACUGAAGUCCAUUUGUGGGUCUGAUAUCGAUGCGAAAAUAGCAUCUCUAUUGGAGGAGCGGGCGAAGGACAAGGAAUGCAUCGAGACGCUGAAGUUGCACCUGGCAGAGGAGCGUGAGCGGAUCGAACUCGUGCAGAAACUGGAUACCCGCGCCAAGGGCGGCGAUUCGGAGAACUUACGACAAGCAGUUCAAGCUGCUCGAUCUCAAGCUCAGGAUUACAAGUUUCGAUUAGAACAGGCCAACCAGAAGAUUACCGGGUUAGAGGGUGAUAUCAUACGACUGGAAGGUCAGGUGAAGCGCUUCAAGACUAUUGCAGAAAAUGCUGAGAUGCAGGAGGAUCAAAUGAAACAGGAAAGACGGAAAAUCCAUCGCGAGCUUCGUGAGGCCCUCUCAACAAUUGAUGACCUCAAGUCAGAGAACUCCACACUCCAGCGAAAAAUUGACAAGCUCUCUCGCAGUCCACCUGGGGUGCCAAGUGGUUCCGGCCUUCGAUCCUACCGUGGCUCCUCGCAGGCUCGGUAG